Molecule: messenger RNA, 4568 nt
Organism: Nerophis ophidion (straightnose pipefish)
Lineage: Eukaryota; Metazoa; Chordata; Actinopteri; Syngnathiformes; Syngnathidae
Product: E3 ubiquitin-protein ligase RNF181
Exons: 5
Coding region: 241-714 (157 amino acids)
Biological process (GO): protein ubiquitination
Cellular component (GO): cytoplasm
Molecular function (GO): ubiquitin protein ligase activity
Source: RefSeq, a predicted model, not a curated record
UUGUGACGUCACGGAGGGUGACGUACCCGGAAAAAUGACAAGGGUCCGUUGUUGACAGCAUAGCAACAUCUUUGUGGAAUCUUCUAGAAAAACAACAACAGGCGCGGCUUGUUAUUCUGUAGCCUUUUUUUUUAUUCUGUUUUUCUUAAUAUAUAAUGAUGUGAUACUUGUUUACUUGAGUUUUAACGACAGUGCGUGGCAGCUGGCUUUAAAAUAUCAAUAGUUGUAAAAGUGGCGAAGAUGUCUUCUUACUUCGACGAACACGACUGCGAGCCCACCAACCCGGAGGAACAAUACCGGCAGAACGCACUGCUGGAGCUCGCCAGGUCACUCAUGCAGGGCUUGGACUUGAUGGACUCGGGACAUUUUGACUCGUCAGACUGGGAGCAGCGUCUUCCUCCCCCGGCUGCCAAAGUCGCUGUGCAGACUCUCCCUGUGGUGCUGCUUUCUCCACAACAAGCAGACAAAGGCUUAAAGUGUCCCGUGUGUCUGCUGGAGUUUGAAGAGCAGGAGGCCGUACGACAAAUGCCUUGUAAGCAUCUUUUCCACGCCGGAUGCAUCCUGCCCUGGUUGGGGAAGACCAACUCCUGUCCGCUGUGUCGCCUUGAACUACCCACUGACAAUGAAGAGUACGAAGAGUUCAAGAAAGACAAGGAGAGAAGAAAGCAGAGGGAGCACAGGCUGGAGGACCUCCAUGGAGCAAUGUACACAUGACCAAGGUUUCAUCACAUUCAGGAGCUUCCACACACUCACUCACAUCCUUGACCACCUCUCAUGUGCAAUAAUUGAUGACCACUCACAUUAGAGGAGGAGAACAAAUAUAUGAUUUCAUAAAUGAUUCUAUAUUAGUGCUUUUUAUGUCAACUUUAAGCCACCAGGAUUUUACAACAUAUAAAUAGUAGUCGUGUUUUCUGUUCAUGUUUCUUUUUUGGCUGGAGGUGACACACUGACGUGGCAAAAACUUUUUUUUUUACCAUUUUGAUAAAAACAAACAUUUCCUGGAAGUACAUGCGGACGCACAAAAAACAUUAUUUGGAGGGCACGAUAGUGUUUAAUACAGUAUUUCCUUGAAUUACCGUCGGGCUGCUAAUUAAUUUAAAACCUCUUCUCCCUCCGGCACUUACCAAAGGCAUGCAGUAAAUUUAGGCCUGCGCUUAUAAAUUUGAGUGUGAUGUAAAGAUACCAUCAUGAAAAGCACAUUUAAUUAAAAAAAACGUUAUUAUGGUCUUACCUUUACUUAUAAAUGAAGUCCAUGCUCAGCUCCUUCUGAUCAAAAGCACCGAUAACUUGUUUAUAGAAGUCUUCCUUAUCUUUCUUCAGUUUUAAAAGUCUCUCUGUCUCGAUGGAGAUCUUCCUCUAUAUUACCUCCUGCUUCGAUUGAAAGUCCAGUUUAGAAAACUGUUUUAUUUGAAUAAACACGCUGCUCACUCUUGCUGGUCCAGUUCAUGGUCGGCAGGUGUGUAGCCAUAGCUCUCUCUCGUGUGAGUUGCUCCCGACGUGCAGACCGCUGCUAUCUGUUAGCUCGGCUCCUCACGUGUAGUGCGGGGUUGACGACAGAAUUAUCCUCGGACAACUCCCCCUCCCGUUCUGCUCCGUGGGUGAUGUCUUUAUCCCACCGCUGCCACCAUGAAGUGUUAUUGUAUAAAUAAUACACUGGGUAUUUAGGACUGGAACAUGCUUUAUUUCAGCCUGGUUGUUUACAUGGCCAGCAUAAUAGUAGUGGUGUUACAUCCUAAAAGGUCUGUCGUGCACCCCCCCGUCAUAUCUAUUCCCAGCACAUAUCACGACACUUGUUGUCAUUUCUUCUUCAGCCGAGUAGUCGCAAGAAGGAUCACUAGCGCCCUCUACCACCAGGAGGCGGGAGUCAUGUAAUGACUCAUAUUUGACACACGCAGCUACGGUAUAUUAAUAAAACGUAGCUCCUUACUGUUCGUUUUAGCAUAUUUAAUAGCUGUUAAUCUUCUUCCCUUUAUGCGAUUUCAAAUUAUUGAAAUCAGCAUCCUCCAUUUUGAAAAUGCUGACAGGGGAAGUGUCACUCAUGACGUGACGAGUUUGACCCUGCAGUACUACUAAGCAUGCGCUAAUUAUUUUGCGAAACGAGUUUGACCCGGCAGUAAUUCAAGGCAGGUGCAUACUAUAUACCUGGCGGAAAUUCAAGGAAAUACGUUGCACUUUUUAGUUUGUUGUCUGUCAGCACGAGUGCACUGUAGCACAACUUCAACACUAGUCUUCACUUACCAAAAAUAUUGUGAAUGUUUUUCAUAUGAUGUACUUGAUGCAUUUUAGGUGAAAAUAGGUGCAGUGAAAGUGACUUGAAGGUGGUUGUAUGAAGUCACGACACACAAAUGAGCACGUAUGACAUGAUGUUGACACCAUGGAAAUAUACUCGUAUAAAUUCUUUAUUUUUAGCAAUUGUGUGUUAAGUAAAUUGCAACAAAACAAACAGGAAGCAAAGUGGACAGCGUGUAUAUUCAUAUUAGCUGCGUGUCAUAUCUUGUACACUUCAACCACAUCAUUGACUUGAUAACUUGUUUACUAGUUAGUGAAGAUCAACUUGUUAUACAUGAGGAUGAUCAAAUGAAGUGGGAUGUCAUAUAUAGUGCUGUGUUAUGUUUCCAUAGCAGUCUAUUUAUUUAUAAUCAUGUCCACCUGCACAUUUAUUCACAUUUGAAAAAAUAAAUUCACUGUUCUAGAAGUUUCUAGGCCAGGGGUCGGCAACCUAAAAUGUUGAAAGAGCCAUAUUGGACCAAAAAUACAAAAACAAAUAUGUCUGGAGCCGCAAAAAAAUAAAAAGCCAUAUUGCGUGCAGAUAGUGUCAUGAGAUAUAAAUUGAAUUAAGAGGACUUAAAGGAAACUAAAUGAGCUCAAAUAUAGCUACAAAUGAGGCAGAAUGAUGCAAUAUAGCUAGCCUAAAUAGCAUGUUAGCAUCGAUUAGCUUGAAGUCAUGUAGGGACCAAAUAUGUCUGAUUAACACUCCACACAAGUCAAUAACAUCAACAAAACUCACCUUUGUGCAUUCAUGCACAGCAUUAAAAGUUUGGUGGACAAAAUGAGACAGAAAAAGAAGUGGCAUAAAACACGUCCUAGAAAGUCGGAGAAAGUUAUACAUGUAAACAAACCACGGUGAGUUCAAGGACCGCCAAAAUGAGUAGGACAAAACGGCGCUCGCCAAAUACGUGAAUCAGUGAAGCAUGUUUAAUAAAAACAGUGUGUUUUAUAACAAUUAGGGAGGUUUGUGUCAUGUUUGUCCUGCGACAGAAACUAUAUUAAAACAAAAAAUAUAUUCUUUAUAUUUUUUCCCCUCAUAUUUUUCUAUUUUUCAUACAGUUUUGAAAAAGCUCCAGAGAGCCACUCGGGCGUGUUGCCAACCUCCGUUUUAGGGUCAUUAAUUAGGCUUUCCUCUUCAAAACUCCAGGCUGUGAAUAUUGUUUAAAUGUAGAAACUUUUUAGUCUUUUGCCACUUUGUUGUGUCAUUUCUGUCCGGUGUUGUAACGUUGAUAGCGGCUUGUGUGUAAUGUGUCUCGUUAAAAGUAGAAUUCCAUUUUCCAAGCCCUUAUGAGGCUUAUUUUGCAGGGCUGGUGCCUUUGUGUCUCUGCACAAACUUGUACUGUACAUCUUUUUACAUCAGGGGUGUCCAAAGUGUGGCCCAAACCUCAUGUUUUAAUCAUUUAAUUAAAAAAAAUGUUUUUUUAAGAACAUAAAAAAAGUCAGCAUGCAGGCUGGUUUUUCCUGUUAAAAAUAUAUACCGUAUUUCCUUGACUUGCCGCAGGGUAUAUAGUCUGCACCUGCCUUCAAUUACUGCCGGGUCAAACUUGCUUUGCAAAAUAAUUAGCGCAUGCUUAGUAUUACCGCCGGGUCAAACUUGUGACACUUCCCCUGUCAUCAUUGUCAAAAUGGAGGAGGCUGUUUUCAAUACCGGUAAUUUGAAAUCGCAUAAAGGGAAGAGGAUUAAGAGCUAUUCAGUAGGAUUUAAGGUCCAAGCUUACAUCACACUCAAAUGUUUACUGCGUGCCUUUGGUAAGUGCCGCAGUAAUAGAGGUUUUAAAAUAAUUAGCGCAUGCUUACUUUUACCGCAUGCAUUUGGUAAGCGCAGGAGUGAGAAGAGGUUUUAAAUUAAUUAGGGCCCGGGCGGCCAUUCAAGGAAAUACAGUAUGUUGGACUGCUUUAGAAAGUGAAAUAAAUCAAAUAUUUUUUAGUCUGUGAAAAUGUUUGGGCACCCCUGAGCUAUUUGAAGAAAAUCUCUAAGUGUUUUAAAAGCUGAACUAAAGUGACUUUAAAACAAAAAUAACUUUUUGACUACAAUUCCCAUGAUGAGUUUAAGUAUUCAUUUCCAGUUGAUUUGAUAUUAUGUUGACAGGAAAAAAAACCCAACAGGCAAAAACACAAUCAUACUCAAUUUAAGAUUUUAUUUCAUAUUUGAAUAUAAAUCUCUGUCAAAUCAAAAUACCUACAAUAGAUGACAAAUCGAACAUAUUUACAGAAGAUAGAGAAACAAAACAAUUUUUUACUGAAGUGUACUUUCUACUGAAAAAACAACAAAUAAAAAAUGUAAAACAAUCCAGUGUGAA